This is a messenger RNA of Harmonia axyridis, 1244 nucleotides long. RefSeq names its product apolipoprotein D-like. The coding region runs from base 524 to 1108 and encodes 194 amino acids. The record is from RefSeq and is a predicted model, not a curated record. Gene Ontology annotation, molecular function: pigment binding. Lineage: Eukaryota; Metazoa; Arthropoda; Insecta; Coleoptera; Coccinellidae. The transcript is spliced from 5 exons.
UCAAUUAAGUCAAUUCAUCAAAUCUAAAAUUGAGAAUACAUUAUCGUAUAAUAAAACAUUUUCAUUGAUUAUCCUUUAUGUGACAGAUUUCAUCGGAGAAAUAUAUUCAGAAGCAUUCAAUUAUUGAUUGCAGUAUCGAUUUGUAAUACAUUAUUAUCAAUCGUCGACCUAUUUAAAUAUGCUUCGAAUUUGAACGAGCAAAUUUGUACUUAUAUUUACUGAAGAGCUACCUAAACUUGCAUUUUCAUAAUAGAAAAGGAAUCAACAAGUCCGAAAGUACGAUAGGUUUAUGCAUGAUAACACAAAAGUAUUAAUUUGUUGUGAAAUAAACAAACACCAAGGAUGAAUAAAAUUUAUCCAACUGAAUCAGAUAGGUUUGUAGACGAUUCCUUGGUGGCCUAACAUUCGGUAAAAUUAUGGAAUAUGCUUCUGUUUCAAUUCAAAAAUAUGCAAAUGUAUACAUCACAGAACGUUCAUUGAAACCGAAUAAAAUGCUUUGGUUGGGCCGCUGAACAGUCAUACAAUGGUUAGGCAACUAUUUACUUUGGUAAUUGUAGGCUUUUUGGUUAAAAUAAUUGUGUGUUCUGGAUUAGGAAGAUGUCCAAAACAAGAGCCCAUGGAAAAUUUCAAUAUGACCAGGUUCACUGGUCGUUGGUUUGAAGUUGAAAGAUCGUUUUAUUUGGUAGAAUUAUUAUACAGCUGUGUAACUGUGGAAAUGGAAACGAUUUCGAAUUUCAAGUUGAAUAUUUCUGUGGUUUCGAGGAGUAGGUGGUCAGACGGAAUAACCGUAAGUGAAGGUUAUGCAACCCAAACGAGAAAAGAUCCAGCUAUCUUUGUAUAUAAGGUGAAUACAAAACUACCAAGACUGUUUUCCAAGUAUCUACCUGCCGCUGGAGCAUAUCAAGUAAUAGAUACUGAUUAUGACACGUAUGCAAUACUUUGGUCAUGUUCCGAUUAUGUUAUUGCUCAUAAUGAUAAUAUUUGGAUAUGGGGUAGAAAAAAAGAGUUGAAUGUUACAACUAGAGCUUAUAUUUAUGAAAUUUUAGAAGUGAACGAAUUGGAUCCGGAGAGGCUGACGUUACCAAAAAAUGGGAAUUGCUUAGAUUGAAGGUAAUUCAGUUCUUCAACAAAUAAAAAUCUCUAUUUCAGUGAACAAAUGCAAUCGAUAUAUUCUAUAAAAAUUUAUUUUUAAUUAUUUUAACAUUAUAACAUUUGAUAAAAAAAUUAAAAUAAAUAACAAGAUA